AUGGAACCAAGUACUGUUAUGCUUUUACCUAAAUUAUCUGAAAAUUAUAUUUGCCUAAUGUGUGUGGAUUCAUUUCAUUCAAAGAAUGAGUUUUUCAAUCAUCUCGGCAUUGAACAUGAUUUCUUGGAUUUUUUACAUCAUAAGAAUCAAUCAUUUAUCAGUACACAAUUUGAUUGGAUUCGAUUUGUAAAUUAUGUUCGGAGGAAUAAACCACAUGAUUUACGACAAGCGUUCUAUGAUGGUGAAUGGAAGACAGAUUCAUUAGAACUACUUUAUCCAGUCCUAUCUGACGAUGAAGUUCUGUCUAUUGAUAUUCUUGAUUUUCAAAUGCGAACUACAGCAACACCGGCACCAACGACAAUCUCAAAUAACUCAAAUUCCAAUGGACACGAAGAUGAUAUUACAAUUUUAUCACCUAAUUCACAUAUUGCUAAUUAUUUAUGCUUGAUAUGCUCGUGUAGAUUGGCGUCAACAACGGAAUUUUUUUUACAUCUAACUUUAAAACAUGAUUGUUUAAAUUUUCUGGAUGGAAAGUAUCAUUCAGUGUUCAGUGACCAUUUCAAUUGGAUUCGAUUUGUUAAUUAUGUUCGAAGAAAUGUACCCCAAGAAGGAACCAACUUCCAUGGUGUUGUGGUUUGCCGAAAAAGAGCUUCCCUGACUAUCUCCUCACCUUAUUAA
Trichobilharzia regenti is the source of this 678-nucleotide messenger RNA. The record is from the annotation of a GenBank genome assembly. Lineage: Eukaryota; Metazoa; Platyhelminthes; Trematoda; Strigeidida; Schistosomatidae.